Adelges cooleyi (spruce gall adelgid) is the source of this 1553-nucleotide messenger RNA. Its product is annotated as cytochrome P450 4C1-like. The transcript is spliced from 7 exons. Lineage: Eukaryota; Metazoa; Arthropoda; Insecta; Hemiptera; Adelgidae. The coding region runs from base 18 to 1409 and encodes 463 amino acids. Gene Ontology annotation, molecular function: monooxygenase activity; iron ion binding; oxidoreductase activity, acting on paired donors, with incorporation or reduction of molecular oxygen. The record is from RefSeq and is a predicted model, not a curated record.
GAUUCUUUUUAGUAGGAAUGUUACCCGUUUUACUUGGAGGACCUGAAAAAUUAUUGAUAAAUAUUUUAAACAAUGCCAGAAAUUAUGAUCACACUUUAUUCAAAGCAUGGGUUUUUAAUCAAUUGUACAUAUUUUCUAAAACACCUGAAGUCUUAGAAGCAGUUCUUACCAAUCCUAACCUGUUCAGCAAAUCUAAAGAAUAUAAGGUGUUAAACGAAUCACUUCCGGGCAAUGGAAUUUUAACUAACAAUAUGUUCCAUGAAUGGAAAAAGAACAGAAAAAUGGUAGCUGCGGGGUUUAAAUUUUCAAUGCUUAAAUCGUUCGUACCAAUAUUUUACGAGGAAGCAAAAUUCUUGGGCAAAAUAUUGUACGAAAAAAGAGAAAUCAAUUCAAAUGAAUGUGAAAUAAGCUCUGCAAUCGGUAUGGCGACUUUGGAGAUGAUCGGAAGAACCGCUUUCGGUGUAAAAUUAAAUGCACAAAAAAACGGAAAUCAUGAGUUUUUUGACAAUUUACAAGUCGUCCUAAAGGCUUGGGAACACCGAAUCACAUACCCUUGGUUUAUGAACAAGAGUCUAUUUCAGUUGUCGGCGUUUAAACGUAAACAAGACAUAAGUCAAAGAAAAAUUUACAAAUACAUCGAUGAUUUAGUUCAGAGAAUAAAUACUGAAUUGAAAAAUAAUAAAAACAGUCAAGGAGAACAUAACGAAGAGUGUAUGGGCUUUAAAUCUAAAUCUUUUAUUGAAAUACUGCUCGAGAAUGAACAUCAGAUGACAUUUAACCAAAUACGAGAUGAAAUAAUAACUAUUAUAGGUGCGGGUCAUGACACGACAGCUACAACGAAUGCAUGUACAAUAUUUAUGUUGGCUACUCAUCAGGAUGUACAAAAUAAAGUGUGGGAAGAAUUAUUGGCAAUAUUUUCUUCUGGCGACCCAGAUCGACAACCUACCUAUGAGGAUUUACAAAAGAUGGAUUACUUGGAACGUGUAAUCAAAGAAACUCUGAGACUCUAUACCGUUACUCCCUUGUUUGCCAGAAAAGUCGAAAAGGAAACAAUGAUUGGAGGCUAUUUAAUCCCGGAAGGGUCAACGUUCAUGAUAUACACUCAGCUUUUACACUUAAAUGCAAAUUUUUACCCGGAACCAGAAAAGUUUAAUCCAGACAACUUCUUGCCCGAAGCAUGUCGCAGUCGCCAUCCGUAUUCGUUCAUUGCCUUUAGUGGCGGUUACAGGAAUUGCGUUGGUAGCAAAUAUGCAAUGCUUCAAAUGAAAACUGUCAUCUCAACACUAGUCCGGUCCUAUCGUUUUUACCCGUCGGAUAAAUGUCCCAAUCCUGAAAAUCUUCGUUUAAAGUAUACGAUGACACAGAAGUUUGUCGACGGGUGUUACGUUAAAAUAGAAGCGAGAACAUAAUCAAUUAAUGUAGCAUGGUUUUGAACCAAUAUGAUUACUUCUUAUUCAAAUAAGGGUUUCAUCUGGAUAAUUGUGUUAUCAUAUUUUUUGGAUUUUAGAUACAUCGGUGUUGGUUAACAAAAAUAAUAUCUAUAUUUAAUAACU